AUGUCGCAAGAAGGCAUGAAAAAUAUCGCCAAUGGUGUUCAAUCUGAAGUUAGGUUCAGCUACAACGAUUGGCAAAAGUGGCUGCCUGAAGAUGGUGAAAUGAUUGAUGGCAAAAUAAUCUCGGGUUCUGAACAAGUUCCCAUCCAUUGGAAGGAUAUCACCCAAGCUUUUCAGAAUUCUUGUCAAGAACUAAAACCUGGGGAACUGGUUCAUGAUCAGUACUUUAGCUUGUAUGAAGCAAUGAGUGCUGUUGAGUUGAUGGAUCCCAAAAUGGAUUCCGGAAUGAUUUAUAGAGACUGCGCUUCGCCUAUUCUUAGUUUCGAAGAAGCUGUUGAGAAAAAUAAGGUGCAAGUGGAUAAUUUUAGUCCAUCCCAACUCAUUGGGAUAGUUGAUGAAUUGCUUGCUUGUGUUGCUUCUUGGCUUGAUGGGCAACCGUUAGUUCAGACUAUUUUUACAUGUUCUUACUUGCAUAAAGUUGAACUUAUUGAAGAUACGUACUUAAAGGCAUAUUGUGUUGGUAUAUUAAAGUCUUGUGAUUUGAUUUGGUCUUUGAUACAAAGUGGUCAAGUAUUUGAAGAGGAGGAUUUCUGUUGUCCAUCUCAUGGUUGUUCAUUGCAGACUAAUGUUACUAAUGCUAAAGCCUUUGCAUCCUUGAAAGAAGUUGAUGAAAACUGCGCUCGCAAUGUUAAAAAAUCUGGUAGAAAACCUGAGGAAGAAACUGAUGAACAAGCGAAAUCAAAGAAUCUACUCUAUCAAGCCCUGCACACAAGAAUUAAAUUUUGUAGAUUAUUUUAUUCCUUUUUCCAUCAUUUGCUUGGAACCAAGAUGAAUGAACCCUUCCUGGAUGUGGUUAAGGCAUCGAAUAAUAGAUUACAGUCCAUGUAUGCUAUGAUACCGCUAAUUAAGGACACCUGCAUUUUAGGCGAUCAAGCGGAAAUGAACGAUUGCGGUAAUAAUUGUAUGAUGGGUUUCAAUCCGCUAAUUUGUAUGAAACAUUUACCGUCCCAAUUUCCUAAAGCGAUUGAAAUUAUGGAAAGAACAAAGGCAUGUGACUAUAUAUAUACUUUAAUUGGUCGUCUCCUCCGCGCUACGGAAGUCGUAGAAAUUUCGAACAUUGAUAAUAUAAUACAAUUUUUUGCAAAUUUUAGCUGCGAUAAUCCUGAUGUUUUAUCUCGGUCAGCGUUGCAGCAUUUAUUCUGCGAAACUUUCAAAUCCUGCAAUGAUAAAAAAGCUAUGAAUGAAAUAAUUAAGAAAGCUAUUAAGAUAUUUACUCAGCCCCCUAUAUUGAAUAAUCCGUCUUUGAAAGGUUCACAGCGCGCGUUAGAAAUAUCUGAGGCCUUCUUUGAAAGAUCAGACGGUCCAAUUUCUAGAUUAUUAUUUACUUAUUGUUGCAACCGAUCUCGCCAGAGAGAAAAGAUAGGUGGUUUAUUGGAAGAGUUGUCAGCGAUGCAGGAAGAGGCCUCCCAAUGUGAUGAGCAAUUAAAUGUGAUUAUGGAAAGGAUUGACUCUCAACUGCAUCAUCGUCCAUACUUAGGUCUUUGGGGGUUAUAUCAUACUUGUAAAAUUAUGGAAUAUUAUCUGUUACUUGGUUUUGAACUUGACUUGUAUGGAACCUAUGAAUACUACAUUGUAUACUGGUAUGUUGAUUAUCUUUACAAUCACCGCUUGUCUUGCUUGUACGCUGCGGAUAAACAUCUACAAGCUCAUGAAGCCGCUUCGUUGGAUUUUCGUAAAAAUAAAAAUAAGAAAUCAAAAAAGAAAAAAAAAGUUUCCGAACAUACCUUGGAGAUACAACUAGUUGAUGCAAAGCAGUCAAUGUGUAAAGGAUAUUUAAGGGCAAUUGAUGGUUUUGUAAAGCAGGAAAAAAUGGCUCAUCAAAAUUCUAAGUAUGAUAACGAAAAGUUACGUUACGAACACCGUAUUUUGCCAUUUAUGAACGUUUACUCACCUCAGCUUAUAACUUACGAAAAAUUUACUGAAGUUAGAGAGUAUACGCGGGCUGCUUUAGCAACGGCUACGGAAUUUUAUUCAUCAUCAGCAAAAUUUUUUAAUAUGGCUAAAACAAAGCUAGAGGAGAUAUCAAAGCCUAACGAUGAUGUAACUAAUUUGAUAAAAAUUACGAAAACUAAUAUGGUAGUUAUGAAUUUAUUGGCAAGUGGCCAUAAGAAGGAGUCUAAGGUUUGA
Trichoplax adhaerens is the source of this 2184-nucleotide messenger RNA. RefSeq lists its product as uncharacterized. Gene Ontology annotation, cellular component: NatC complex. Gene Ontology annotation, biological process: N-terminal peptidyl-methionine acetylation. Bases 1 to 2184 code for a protein of 727 amino acids. NCBI's taxonomy places the organism in Eukaryota, Metazoa, Placozoa, Uniplacotomia, Trichoplacea, Trichoplacidae. The transcript has 27 exons. The record is from RefSeq and is a predicted model, not a curated record.